This is a messenger RNA of Sebastes umbrosus (honeycomb rockfish), 3963 nucleotides long. RefSeq names its product Rho GTPase activating protein 17b (gene arhgap17b). Gene Ontology annotation, biological process: signal transduction; positive regulation of GTPase activity; regulation of actin cytoskeleton organization. The transcript has 20 exons. The coding region runs from base 438 to 2906 and encodes 822 amino acids. The record is from RefSeq and is a predicted model, not a curated record. Gene Ontology annotation, molecular function: GTPase activator activity; protein binding. Gene Ontology annotation, cellular component: cytoplasm; intracellular anatomical structure; cytosol. Lineage: Eukaryota; Metazoa; Chordata; Actinopteri; Perciformes; Sebastidae.
GGCCAAUAGCUGAGUCAAUGCUUUUUUUUUUUCUUCUCUUUUAAAGGUAUCACAUGUCACCAGUGGGCCGUGCAGCUUUAACACAGUACACCGAACACAGUAGGGAAGUAAAGGCACUUCCUCCUUCCACCACACUGGUUGCUCUCAAACCAGCCACUUUAAUAGGAAGUCGGAUAAUCGUGGCAACAAUGUGGAUCCAGCAGCGUGUCGGGAGCUGGUUCAACUGACUUCUCUGCUUUCUACUUUCCAAUGACACCGAGAUUAAAUCAGUAAAACAUCCAGUUUCUGUGCGUAAAAGUGUCUCCGGAGCGCAGCAGCCCUUUUUCUGCCACAAUGGCUGCGACGUAGCGCAACUUUUUUGGAUCAACGGUGGAUGAACGACAGCUAACUUUUUACACACUAGCAGGAGACACAGAGGAGGAAAAUAAAGCAACAACAUGAAGAAACAGUUUAACCGCAUGAAGCAACUCGCCAACCAGACUGUUGGAAGGGCUGAGAAAACUGAGGUGCUGAGUGAUGACCUCCUACAGAUCGAGAGGCGGCUGGAGUUGGUGCGUGUGGUGUCGCACAACACACACAAGAGGCUGGUGUCCUGUCUGCAGGGUCAACUCGGCACCGACACCGAGAAGAGACAUAAAAAGCUGCCUCUGACGACGCUGUCCCAGGCCAUGCAGGAGGGAGGCAGUCAGCUGGGAGACGAGAGUCUGAUUGGCAAGAUGAUGGAUGUGUGCGGGGAGGCUGAGAACAGGUUAGCGACUGAACUGAUGCAGCACGAAGUCCAGAUUGAGAGAGACAUCCUGGAUCCUCUCAACCAGCUGGCCGAGGUCGAGAUUCCCAAUAUACUAAGACAGAGAAAACAACUCGCCAAGCUGGUUCUGGACUACGACUCGGCCAAGACGAGGUGGUACCAGGCAACAAAGUCCAACAACCAGGCCAUGGCAGCUAAGGCCGAUUCUCUCAAAGACGAGAUGGACGAGGCUCUCAACAAAGUAGAAAUAUGCAAGGACCAGCUCUCUGCAGACUUGUACAACUUUGCUUCCAAAGAGGGAGAUUAUGCGCGCUAUUAUGUCAUGUUAUUAGAGGACCAGGCAGACUACCACAGGAGGUCUCUGGCAGCUCUGGAGGCAGCUAUACCGACUAUCCAAAUACAGCAAGACUCCUGGAUGGAGAAGCCGGCGUUCGGCACGCUGCUGGAAGAGCACCUGAACAGGAGUAACCGGGAGAUCGCUCUGCCCAUCGAGGCCUGCGUCAUGAUGCUGCUGGAGACCGGCAUGAAGGAGGAGGGUCUCUUCAGAAUAGCUGCCGGAGCUUCAAAACUGAAGAAGCUAAAAGCGGCGCUGGACUGCUCCACCUCGCAGCUCGAGGAGUUCUACUCUGACCCCCACGCCGUCGCCGGAGCCCUGAAGUCCUACCUCAGGGAACUUCCUGAACCUCUAAUGACUUUUGGCCUGUACGACGAGUGGACACAGGCCUCUAAUGUGUCUGACCCUGACAAGAGGCUGCAGGCCUUGUGGGUGACAUGUGACCGUUUGCCAAAGACUCACAAAGCAAACCUCAGGUAUCUGGUGAAGUUUCUGGCUAAACUGGCUCAGGACAGUGACGUCAAUAAGAUGACUCCCAGCAACAUCUCCAUAGUCCUCGGGCCCAACCUGCUCUGGGCAAAGGCUGAGGGGACGCUGGCGGAGAUGGCAGCAGCCACGUCGAUCCACGUGGUCGCCAUCAUCGAGCCCAUCAUCCAGCAUGCUGAUUGGUUCUUCCCAGAUGAGGUGGACUUCGACGUGUCGGGCAUAUUCGCCAUGCCGACCCACCCGGCCACCCCGGCCACCCCGGACCCCGAACCCGGCCUGGAAAGGAGACGCCCCGGCAGCCUGGUGGGGCAGGACGGGGACAGUCACACCCCCCGUAAAGACAGCACUGUUAACAAACAGCCGGAGCCCACUCCACGUAGAGCCAGCGCUGUAAAUAGAAAGCAGCCACAUCUAACCUCACCCACCUUCCAACCCCCACUGCCCCCUCUGGAAGCCGGGGGUCCCGCCGCCCAGCCCGCUGAGCCCCAGCCCCAGCUUCCGACCCCGGCUACAGAGGCUGAGCAGCCGGGCCUGAGUGGUGCUAGUAGUGGUGGUGGUGUUGGUGGUGGUGGUCUGGGUGGUGGGGUCCAGGUAGCCGCAGUGCAACCUCAGGUUGUAACCCAGCUCAGCGCAGAGGACAGCAGCCCGGCCCGUGAACACACAUCCACCCCCCCUCCCCAGAGGAAUGGUUCGGUCCAUCUUACAGUAGGAACGCCCCACUCUCAGGGUGGAUCCAGGGGGCCGAGUCCACACCUGGUUCGCAGAGGCACCAAGAAGCAGGCCCCAGCCCCGCCCAAACAGUACAGCCCCUUCGCCUCCCAGCCCAGCAACACCCAGACACCCGGCUCCCCUCAUCACCCACCCAUCACCCCCCGACGCCACCCCAGCAAAGACAGCCUAAUUCACGCCCCGAGCCACCCGCCCCCGCAGCCCCCUCAAGCAGCCCACCAGGCCCAGGGCGAGUCGGAGCACUCUCCCCCCAGCACUCCCACCCCUCCCGACACUCCGCCUCACGACGGGCCGCACUCCAACCCGCUGUCUUUCUACCCCUCUGGAUCUCUCCCUCGCCCCUCCAGGCCGGCACCCAAGCCACGGCCCCGACCCAGCAUGGCGCCGCCUCCGCAACCUGCAGCAAAUGACAACGGCAUCGUCGGCUCCGCCUCCAAGAUCAUAACAGACGGAACCCUGUUCCUAAAGGGGCUUGGACGAGCCCUCAUCCCGGAGGUGAUUGCGGACCAACAAGGGGAGAGCUCUGCUGGUCAAGAGCCCGUCGCCGCCACCGCCACCACAGACCCGUCCCUAGACCCUCAGAUCCAGACGGAGUUCACCGCUCUGUGAAAAAAAAAAAAACCAGAGGCAUCACAGUCAUUGAAAUCCUCCGGGUCCACGCAACAGAUUUGAGUGUUUAGAAUCAAAUAUCAGAGAAGGUAAAAACGCAUCAGCUCCUCACACUCCACGCACAUGAUGCCAGACUGCCUUUUCUUCUGUUUCUGCUGAGACUCAAACCAGAAACCUCAAAACUCCUGGUCCAGCUAUUAGACUUCAUAUCAAACUCCCUUUGUUCUAUAUACUGCUGGGUAUUUUAAGAUUGGACUGCAGAGCCGUGCUUAGCCUCGAGGCUAAUGGGACUUAAAUAUAUUAUAUAACCUGAGCACAUAGCAGCUGAACUCAACGGGUGCUAAGCUUUUGUUUUUUAAAUCUUGCUAUUUUUGGAAAUCUGUGAAUCUGGUUUUAACACCACAUAGACUCAACAACUAGUAUUUUUUUAAUUCAGCAGAGUUGUGUGGAGAUAUAUCGGAGUGUUAGCCAGCCGCUGAUGAUCUAAAUGCAACGUUCAGCUUGUGUAAAGGACCAAAGAAACGGGCCAAAAGGUAAUUUAAUGAGAAUUUCAGAGCUGCUCGGCUUCUGUUGUGGUUGUUAAUGACCAAAUAUUUUGUGCAAUAUAAAGUGCAGUUGUCUUCCAGUGGUGUCCUCUCCACAGCCGUGCUGUAAGUUUUUGGUAUUUCAGGUAGUUUUCCUUCUAGUAAUCCAGUGGGGUAGAUUUUUUAUUUUAUUUUCAAUCUGAAUUUUAGUUGAUUCCAAAUGGCUUUAAAGCUCAAAUAUUAGCUUUUAUCAUUAAAAGGGAUUUUUUCUAACAGAUUUAUUGUGAUAAAUGUAUUUUUAAUAGCUUGUAACUGAUCACUCAAAGCUCAAAGCUACGACCAAAUACAGCCAAAUUCUUCUUUGUGUAUAAUUUUUUUUACUACGGCUGAUGAGUUUUACCUUGUUGGGGGUGUUUUUUUCAGCUCUUUGAUUAUGUUUUUUUUUUUUUUAUUUCUUCUCAGCAUUUUUAUGUUGGCUUUUCUGCACAUAAUGCAUCAAUAAUCUUGGUAAUUAAAGGUUAUUCAACAUUUUA